Messenger RNA from Aspergillus alliaceus, 911 nucleotides. Its product is annotated as 40S ribosomal protein eS30. Gene Ontology annotation, cellular component: ribosome; cytosolic small ribosomal subunit. The record is from RefSeq and is a predicted model, not a curated record. The transcript has 4 exons. Lineage: Eukaryota; Fungi; Ascomycota; Eurotiomycetes; Eurotiales; Aspergillaceae. Gene Ontology annotation, biological process: translation. The coding region runs from base 142 to 330 and encodes 62 amino acids. Gene Ontology annotation, molecular function: structural constituent of ribosome.
GGGGCCGCAGCGAACAAGCGCACAAACCCGUGACCACACUGAAAAAUUCGAGCCCACAAUCCCGCCGGCAUCAUCAGCGACAACACCAUCGACAGAACCUAACGAAACCCUUUCCCCGUUCAUCCGCCAAAUACAGUCAACAUGGGUAAGGUCCACGGAUCCCUCGCUCGUGCCGGUAAGGUCAAGGCCGCCACUCCCAAGGUCGAGAAGCAGGAGAAGCCCAAGAGCCCUAAGGGCCGCGCCCGCAAGAGGAUCAUCUACACUCGUCGUUUCGUCAACGUCACCAUGACCGGUGGCAAGCGCAAGAUGAACGCCAACCCCAGCUCGUAAAGAACGCACUCACCGAGGGUUUGAUAGUCCGGUGAUCGGGAGUUCCCUAGAUUGCCGUGAAUGAAGGGAGGCUGAGAAUGUGAUACAUAUUUGCGUUGGAGCCAUACGUGGCAUUUGAAACGGUCUCUUUUUCUUCUGAUCUUGCGAAACGGGUUCGGUUCAAAGAGAUGGUUAGGGAUGAAUAAUGUUCAGUUAUCGAACUUGACAUAGGGGCGAAUACAAUCACAUAUUCGGCUUCUCAAAGAUCUACUGAGACGACGCGACCUUGCUUCAUCGUACAUUGAUUUUUCGGAAAGCCUUGUCAGUGCCCAGAUCGGUUGAAGGACAGCUUCGGCGGCUCAGCUCCUGGAGUAUGACACGAGGUGGCAAAGUCGGUUUCGCUAUCAGAUGGACUCGCUGGUCUCACAUAUCCUUCGUCCAUCUCUCCCGUUGAGGGGCCGGACUUGCUGGAUGGCAAGGAGACGUCAAGUAGAUCUCUAGCGCUACGAUUUGUGGUUGGAACGGCCUGCCUCUUGUCAAACAUUUUGUGUAAGAAAUGACAGAGCCCUGGCUAAAGAUACGAGCGGACAGAGAAACCGUAA